AGCAUAUUUAAUCCGACUAUCUCGGGUGUUUGAAUAUUUUGACAUUCACUUACGUCGCUGGAAGAAUUGCAGCAUAUGCGAUAAUCAUCCCCGAAGUUGCUGCGCGAUUUCUUGUUGCUACGGUCGGUUGUGUCACGUGUGGAAUACAUUAUGGAGGAGCUACUGGGCGUUCAUGGGAAGACGGUCCUUCAGCUGACGUUGGGAAUCCUACUAGUCAUCGGAGUCGCUGCAACGGCCCCGACACCAACUGACGAACAACUGGCGCUGUUAUGCACCCCAUGGAAUCGCUCCGCACCCACUUCCGAGCAGAUUCAGGCGUUGGCGGACUGCGUUAUGGGCAUCGGUAUGAACUUCCGCCCACUCGCUGAUGCAGCCCAGUCCACCAUCUCGAUGCCCACCGGGAACGGUAGCAAAAUCACCACACUCCAGCCUCCCACGAACACUACCACCGUCUGCCCCCCACCGCGCGGAACUCGCCGACCGACACCGCAGCCCGAUGCAGGGCACGUACCGUUGUUUCAGCGCCUCAUUAAAGGCCUCGUCAAUGCGACCAACUAUCAUCCCUUUUUCACCUUCGCCAUUAUCUUCACCAUCCUUGGCCUGUUUAUGCUGUGUAUUGCGCCUUUGUCGAUGUGUUUCAUCAAGAUCCUGGUCAAGCGCAGUGUACGUGACCGCAUCCUGAUGGUUGGUGGCCUGAUAGUAGGUAUUCUGGUUGGCGCUUUUGCCCUCGACAGCCUGCUGCAGUCACUGUACUGACCAUCCAGUUGCCCCGAUUUAACUACAACCUUUUCAACCACAGCAAUUUCUACGCUUUUAAGGAUAGAAAUACCGUGGAUUAAUUAAGUUUUGUGUGGCAAUAUUUAUUAUCGCUAGAAAUAUUCACGCCAUAUAUGAUGAUUUAAACCAUCGGCUUAAUUGACUGCCUUAGCCUUUAUUUUCGAUAAAAUUAUUCAGUUUUUAAGAAAUGUUAAUUAAUCAUGCUGCUUUGAAUAUGCUUUGGUAAAGUGCGGCAAAAUGCUGUCAUUUUUCUGGGUGGUAUGCACAUGUUCAUUAUAGCACCUAAAACUUCUCGCCAAAGUUGGAACUUGCAACCGUGCUGUGCUGAGAAUGUGAGCUGAUGCAUGGCGCAUAAUGAUUUAUUUUCGUGCAUGGGAAAAUCUUGUAAUGGCGAACUUGUGCAACACCGUACAGCAUAGUUA
Paramacrobiotus metropolitanus is the source of this 1199-nucleotide messenger RNA. RefSeq lists its product as uncharacterized. NCBI's taxonomy places the organism in Eukaryota, Metazoa, Tardigrada, Eutardigrada, Parachela, Macrobiotidae. The record is from RefSeq and is a predicted model, not a curated record. The transcript is spliced from 3 exons. The coding region runs from base 151 to 756 and encodes 201 amino acids.